Messenger RNA from Cornus florida, 1198 nucleotides. RefSeq lists its product as uncharacterized. The record is from RefSeq and is a predicted model, not a curated record. Bases 3 to 1163 code for a protein of 386 amino acids. The transcript has 3 exons. Gene Ontology annotation, molecular function: nucleic acid binding; protein methyltransferase activity. Gene Ontology annotation, biological process: protein methylation. NCBI's taxonomy places the organism in Eukaryota, Viridiplantae, Streptophyta, Magnoliopsida, Cornales, Cornaceae.
CAAUGCGCCCGCAACUGCGACCUAAUUUAUUAUAUACAUCUCUGUAUAGAGCGGGAGAGAUGAAGCUGAGCUUCACACUUUCAUCAUUUUCCUCCAUAUUUUCGCCCAUCUUCCUUCGCGCCAAACCGGGUCGACCCAUCUCCUCUUCAUCGAUUUCGUGUCCACCCACUUCGCUAAAACCUCAAACACCACUCUUUCUCAGACCACCCACCUCUUCAGCAACCCUAUCAGACCUCAGAAAAUGGCGAGACUGGGCCAAAACCCUAGCCUUCUCUGUCGGUUCCACAUGCUUGGAGUCAGACAACGGCCCAGAAACCGAGCUACUGUACAGAGAACUCAACUGGCUCAUACAAGAUGCAAUGGAAAAUCCCAAACCACUGUUGACCCAAUUGGGUUUUCUAGAUAACUACAAUGAUGGCAUGUUAUUGGCACUAAGAGCAGAUUUGGAAGAGCUUUAUGAUUUGUGGAAACAGAGGAUUGAAGAGAGGAGGCCAUUUCAAUACAUAGUUGGGUGUGAGCAUUGGAGGGACUUGGUGUUGAGUGUUCAAGAAGGGGUUUUGAUCCCAAGGCCUGAGACUGAAUUGGUUGUUGAUUUGGUGGAUAGUGUGAUUAAGAACAAUGGUGGGUUGAGAGAGGGGUUGUGGGCUGAUUUGGGGACUGGAACUGGGGCAAUUGCUAUUGGGAUUGGGAGGAUUUUGGGGACUUGUGGGAGGGUAAUUGCAACUGAUUUAAGCCCGGUUGCGAUCGCAGUGGCGUCUUAUAAUGUGCAGAGGUAUAAUUUGCAGAAUAAAGUUGAGAUAAAGCAAGGAUCUUGGUUUAAACCAUUGAAGGAUGUUCAAGGAGAGCUUGUAGGCCUUGUGAGCAAUCCACCAUAUAUACCUAGUGAACAUAUCAGCGGUCUACAAGCCGAAGUUGCUCAACAUGAACCAAGACUUGCAUUAGAUGGUGGUGCAAAUGGCAUGGAUGAUCUUCUUCAUCUUUGUAAUAGUGCCGCUUCAAUGUUGAAACCAGGCGGAUUUUUUGCUUUUGAGACAAAUGGUGAAAAGCAGGGCAAGUUUCUUGUGGAUUACAUGAAAAAUGGAACUGACGGCAGCUUCUGUGAUUUAAACAUUGUAUCAGAUUUUGCUGGUAUCCAGCGGUUUGUUACCGGAUUCAGAAAAUAGUACGAAAAUAGAAUAAAAUUUUAUUUUUACCUUGA